Messenger RNA from Fusarium odoratissimum NRRL 54006, 4587 nucleotides. RefSeq lists its product as uncharacterized. The coding region runs from base 1 to 4587 and encodes 1528 amino acids. NCBI's taxonomy places the organism in Eukaryota, Fungi, Ascomycota, Sordariomycetes, Hypocreales, Nectriaceae. The record is from RefSeq and is a predicted model, not a curated record. The transcript has 4 exons. Gene Ontology annotation, molecular function: protein binding.
AUGGCUUCAUCAGGCACGGAAGAUUUAACCAUGGAACAGUUAUGGGAUGAAGCAGCUGAGCGAUUUCUGGCUCGUACCGGAAAAGGCCUGAACCGAAAGCCUCCAAUGACAAUUGACGACGUACGAAAACAGAUAGAAUCGCGAACAGAUCCUACUACAGGUAUUGACACCGCAAAUGCGCUAAAACACAAAAAGGACAUAGGUCUGAAUAUCCUUGACUGUCUGAAACUCCUUGGCGGUAUAGCUGCACAAGGUGCCAGCGUGGUUUUCCAACCGGCAACUGUGGUGUUUAAUGCCAUGAGUAUCCUUCUUGAAGCCCCUAAAAAGAUACGCGAAUUCCAUGAAGCAAUUGAUGAGGUCUUCGCCGUCGUGGCACCCUCCCUGAGUCAAUUUAGGAUUUACGAACGGAUCGAGCAGUUCAGAAAAAUUGACACCGACUUGACUCGUGCAAUUCAUAUCACCAUGAUCAGUCUAGUUGAUAUUUGCGCCUUGGUCAUAACACUUCAAGACCCCAAUAGCAAAUGGAGCAAGUUCAAGUCCAAUGUCAAGAAGGCACUGCUAGACGAUGAUUCGGGGCUCAGCAUUGAAUUGAGGAAGUUUAGACAGGCCAUCCAUGGCCAACAGUCCAUCGAGGCGACUUUGACACUAGAAGUAGCUCUGGAAAGCAGACAUGAAGUAUCGAUUAUUCUCGCAAAGGUCUUCGAGACUGGAAAGUGGACCGAAGAGAUUGCCAGCAAAAUCACCACGUUACAGCAGGCAGAGACCAAGCGAGCACAGGACACGACGAAAAAGGCAAACUUGUCUAAGAUAAAAGAAAAGCUUGGUAUUGAUGAAAAGGAGCUCGAAACAAACAAAGAAAUGUUUAAGAGACUAUGCGAUUCCAGGGUCGAGAAUAGCGGGAGCUGGCUUGACGACGAGGAAGCGUAUACUUCUUGGGCUGAUGCGGAUGCCGCCAAAGCGCGACCUCUACUACUGCUCCUCGGCGAGAAGAAUACCGGGAGAUCUACAACGGUCUCAACGAUUGUCCAGAAGCUCAAAGCUAGAUACAAGACAUCGACAGAACGGUCCUCCAGGGUUCUCCUAGCCUGGUAUUUCUUCCCUUCACUAUCAGAUAAAGCUGAUAAGGGUGAUCCGACUCCAGCUCGAACAGCUCUGAAACAUAUUGCUUUACAACUAGCUGAGCAAGAUAUGGCGCUUGCCAAGAGUAUAGCUUCCAUCUGUGAAGAGAAAGACAAUGGUACUUACUUCACAGACGUGAGCUGUGAAUCGCUGUGGAAGGACCUGAAGCUGGGACAGCCACGUGGAGAUACGAUGUACUACUUCAUAUUCGACGGGGUCGAAAAACUAUCGAAGAUGCAUGCCGAUGCUGGUACACAGUUCUUUGACGUCCUCAAAGAGGCUAGUCACUCAUCUGCUACAGAAAGUGAAGGGAGCAGGAUUCGGCUUCUGGUUAGUGGCAGUGGUGACGCAAUCAAGGUACUCGGAGGGUUCGAAUCACCAACAAUCAACAUAGCGAAAUCCAACGGUUCAGACAUUGAAUCGUAUAUCAAGAGGGAGAUGCGCAAAUAUGAUAUCUUUCAAGGCAAUGACUCGAAGGACGAAGCAAGCCGGAAGAAAAUCAACGAUAAACUACUAGAGAUGGCGGGCGGAAGUUUCUUCAAAGUCCAGUCAACACUAGAUAGAAUCAAGGACCUGGUAGAUUCAGGCGGACAGGAAUCGGAACUAGAUGAUCUGUUGACAGAGUCGGACUGGGGCAGGGAGGCGAUUUCGAAAAAUGUUGUUGCAGAGCUUCAAGAGCAACUAUCCCCACAGAAUAUCGAGGAGAUAAAUGAACUGUUGAUCUGGGUAGUCUAUGGUUUUGAAUGGCUUUGCGUCGACCAACUGGAGGCAGCGCUGUUCCUUCGGUUUGGAUCAACUCCACUUCAGAAGCUGGCGAAGAAACUACAGGGGAAGUAUUCCAGACUUUUUGAAGUCGAUGGGCAAGUGAUCACCGUACGUCGUGAUCUCUUAUCCCUGGUGAUCAAGGAUCCCAAGCAGCUACGAUCCCUCGAUGACGAUACCCCAAGGAUAACAGCUACCAUCACCAUCACAAAGGGCGACAUUACAACUGUGCAGAACUUCUUGUGGGCACUGUUCCAGAAGUCAGUGGUUGAGAAGUUCGAGUUUGAGCCACUAGCUGGACAGAUUACUCAGACCAAGAGCGAAAUCAGGGUGAACGACUCCGAUGCACACUUAGCCAUAGUGAUGCAAGCCAUAAGCUUCCUGAUAAAGAAGCCAGAUGCUAGAACUGAAAGCCUGGGAAGAUAUCUGGUCUGGAAUCUUCCUAUUCAUUUGAAGGAAUUGAACAACCCCGAGCGUGAUCACAAGGUCGAUAAUGCAGCAAAGAAAGACAUUGGCAGCAUGCUUUUCGACAUCCUCGGUCAAGGAACCAUCAUCAGGAGGCAUUGGAAACAUUUCGUUGACGUGCCUCUGUUCGGUAACACGACGCAAAUCUCGACACUUCUGGCAUGGCUGCAGGAUCCUGAUGUUAGUGGCCAUUUCGGGGUAUACCAAAUGGAUUGGCUGGAUAAGGUGAUCUCAAGCCCGAGCCCGCACCGUACUUUACUAUCCUCUAUGGCCCGUGAAGUUGGCCACAGAUGGCUCAGGAGCAGUGAGAAUGAUCCCUGGGAAGCAUAUCGGUCUCUCAGACGGUAUCUUUCAUUGGAAGUUUCCGAGGGAGCAUCAGAUGCGUCUGACGAUUCGCUCGUGAUUUUGAGCACAGAUGAAGAGUCUCUGGCCCUUGAUAAGGCAGAACGAUGGUGCAAGAGUAUACUUCAAGUUACAGACGAGCAAUCCUUAUGGUACGAGAGAGUUGGGGAAACUGCCAGAAAAGUUGAUGAGUUUGACCAUGCGAUUGCGAUGUUCUUGAAGGCAACCAAGAUGCCUGGAGCGUCAUGGACAUGUCACAGAGGUCUAGCACACUCUUACCACCAAGCCGGAAAAUUGAACGACGCCUGUGUAUCACAGAAGAAAGCGUUGGAAAUUCUCUACGAAUUGAAGGAACAUCAUCCUCACGACAUUUGGGUAACGAAUAUGGAUCUUGGAAAAUGGUACUUCGAACUAAAGGAGCCGGACCAAGCAACCGUAUACUACGAAAAGGCUCUAGAGGCCAAGCCAGCUGACGAGGCAUAUUGCCGCAUACUGGAAGCCAACCUUACAUCGCAGUCUAAUGGGCGUACAUUGGACCUUAUUGAAACCAUGAGUCAUGAGACGUCUACAAACGGCGGUACAAGUCUCCUGGGUUCUGCACUUCUACUCAUGGCAACGGAUGAAGAUACUUACGAGAGGUACUUCACCAGUCUUCUCUCGUUAACUUCCUCUCGUCAUGGGAUGUUAGGGAUGGUUCUGAGUGCCAUGGACGAAGCCAUUCAGCUCGCAGCUGACAAAGAGCUCUUAUUCGAAAGAAGCGCCCUUCGACUCUAUAAGGGCCUUGCACUCUAUUACUAUGGCAACGAAGCCGAUGAGAAUCCGCUAACGUCUGCGGUAAGAAUCUGGGAGGAAUGCCACUCUGAUGCGAGGAAAGUGAUUGAAGAAACUGGCACCUACGUACAGUGGAAAUGGAUGUGGUUGGGUGGCCAGGUUAUUAGUGAUAUAGUCUGCCAUUAUUUCAAAGAAGCAACGGCAGCAAACACUGAGGCUUCCGCAUUGGAAAAGCUUGGUGAAAUCACUAUCGGUCAUCGAAUCUCGUACGAAGACAACCGGGUAUCUCCAGCUGAGUCUUACAUGGGAGCCUACGAAACCCUACAAGGAAAUUUCACCGCAGCAAGAGCGCACUUCCGCAAGAACAUGCUUACAGCUCAUGAGAUGCUAUCUGACGACACGGAUGAGAAUGAUGCAGAUGCGUAUUUCGUCUUGUUCCAGUGUCUACUUCAUACUGGAGACGACACAAAUGCUCUCAUAGCCUUCGAGCUUACAGGGCCGAUAGAAAAGACGAUAGAAAUGAGGCUUGGUGAGAUUCGGGGUGAGGAUAAAGCCGCCGCAACGGAGAUUCUUGAGUUUGCCAAAGAGAAGCUCUCACCGAAUGAUGCCGCUCCUACCAGGUACACGGCUGUCCUUGACGAGUUACAGCGGCGAAUGGACCUGGGCAAUGUAGAAAGCGAGAAAACCAUAACUAAUGAGACCUACCAAAGGCUUUACUCGCUCCUGGCCCAGAAACGACCGGCUACGGAAGAUGGAGAUGGGCCAAACCAGCCGUAUGAGAUCACUUACAGCGAUAUUGUGAUCAACUGGCGAUACUUCUGCAACGGGAAUUGCGGAGGGGCCUGGGAUUUCGAGACUGACAUCAACAUCUGUAAAUACUGCUGGGACACUCCCUUUUGUCAAAACUGUUUACCGCUGCUUCAGCAAGGCACAUCGAAGAUGUUGGCUUGUGAUGCAGGCCACAAGUGGCUUCAUGUUCCGCGGUGGAACUUGAGAGAAAGCACAGGGCUAAGGGAUGGCACUGUCAUGAUGGGAGGCGAAAUUGUUGAUGGUCGGCAUGUUGGGGGACAAAGAGUCAAGAUCAAGGAGUGGUUGAGCACCAUUUGGAAGGAAUGGGAUAUCAAGUAG